Neltuma alba is the source of this 1319-nucleotide messenger RNA. RefSeq names its product bidirectional sugar transporter SWEET10. The coding region runs from base 110 to 904 and encodes 264 amino acids. Gene Ontology annotation, molecular function: sugar transmembrane transporter activity. Lineage: Eukaryota; Viridiplantae; Streptophyta; Magnoliopsida; Fabales; Fabaceae. Gene Ontology annotation, biological process: carbohydrate transport. The transcript is spliced from 6 exons. Gene Ontology annotation, cellular component: membrane. The record is from RefSeq and is a predicted model, not a curated record.
GCACAAGAGGUCAUAGCCUUGAGCCUUCACUGCAAGAGAGAGAGAGAACUCAGUAUCACUUUUUUUCCCACACAAAGAGGAGAGACAUCAUCUCCAAACACAAUCCAACAUGGCCCUUCACCAGCACCAAUUGGCUUUCAUUUUCGGCAUCCUAGGCAACAUCAUCUCUUUCAUGGUGUUCCUUGCUCCAAUGCCGACCUUUUAUCUGAUAUACAAGAAGAAAUCUGCUGAAGGAUUUCAGUCAUACCCUUAUGUGGUUGCCCUGUUCAGCUGCAUGCUUUGGAUAUACUACGCGCUUGUCAAGAACAACGCGACCUUACUUCUCAUCACCAUUAACUCCUAUGGAAUUGUGGUCGAGAUAAUCUACCUUGCCAUUUUCCUCGUCUAUGCUCCCAAGAAGCUCAGGCUUGCGACGAUUAAGCUUCUUCUGUUGCUGAAUGUGUUUGGGUUCGGAGCCAUGCUUCUGUCCACACUGUAUCUUUCACAUGGAAACACUCGUUAUCAGAUUAUAGGAUGGAUUUGCCUGGUGGUUAACAUCAGUGUCUUCGCUGCUCCUCUCUUAAUCAUUAGGAAAGUUAUAAAGACAAAGAGUGUGGAAUACAUGCCAUUCACUUUGUCCAUGUUUCUGACCGCAAAUGCUGUGAUGUGGUUCUUCUAUGGCCUUUUCCUCAAGGACUAUUUCAUUGCCCUCCCAAACACACUUGGGUUUCUGUUCGGCAUCGUUCAGAUGGUGCUUUACUUGAUGUUCAGAAACGCCAAGCCAGUGGUACUAGAGGUUCCAGUGAAGGUUCAAGAGCUAUCAUCUGACCAUGUCAUUGACGUUCUGAAGCUGGGCAAUACGGUCUCGGAAGAUGCAAAUAAUAAUAAGGAACAAAGGAACCCCAACUCUGAAGAAAAGGUUUAAGUGGAUCGAUCAAGAACAAGGCUAGAAGAAGAAGAAGAAGAAGAAGAACAAAUUUAACCUAAAAACAGCAAUUAAUUACUUUUCUGAGUGGAGGCAUGCAAAGCAAUUGAAGAAACAGUACGUAGUGUGCGAUAAUGGUGUGGUUACUUGUGCCUGUACGAUAUAAACUGUAACUGUGAGGCACAGUCAAAUUAUUUAACCCUAUAUGGCCUCCUUUUAUAUAUCACUGUCAUAUAUAUGCAUAUAAUAUGUUGUUGCUGUUUAUGUAGUGAUACAGUAUAAUUUCUGUGUAUCCUUGAGUCAAAUAGUUACCCAUUUCAUCUUUCUGAAUUGCUAUAAACGCGAACCAUAUGUACUGAUGAUGAUGAUGCUCAAUUAUUUUUAGUAAUUUGAAAUCUACGAAUUUGGCUGUUAA